GUGUUGUUGCCUACAGGAGCCACUGCUUGUGUUGAAUUGAAGAGAUUUGAAGAAGCAAUCACUUGGUGUGAUAAGGGACUAGCUGUAUCCUUUGAAGGAAUCUUUCGUUUUUCACCGUGGGUAUAAUGGAAAAAAGUUUCCAUAAUUUGAUGUUUCAAGGGAGAAAAUACAAAGAAGGGUAUUAAUUAUGAUGGGAACUUGUCAGCUCAUAUACUUUAAGUGUGUGUGUGAUUAAAAACAUAGGAGAAGUUAUUACCUCAUGGCUUAUUAAUGAAAUUACUCCUUUUAGCCAAUUUGACUUAGUUCUUCUAUCCAUGCCAAUAACUGGUACAUUAGUUUAAAUAACCCUUUAAUUUCCCAGACCAAAUUUGUAAUUAUCCUUACUGUCAACCAUACAAUUCUUAUAAUGUUAGUACAGAGAAUUCAGUAUUGCAUCAGCUAACUAUUUUUAAAUUGAUAUAUCUUUUUUACUCUCAACACUUAUCUGAUUGAUAUUGUAUUGCUAUUGUGAGGAGAAAUUCUCUUUUGGUCACUCACGGGAGUUAAAGGGUUAGAAGACUAAAUUUUAUCCAGUUUAUACAUCUUACUUGGGUAGAUGAUCUCUCUAAAAUAAGCCAAAACAAAAAGCUCGGUAAUGUUUACAUAUCUUAUGCAGAUUUUCUUGCCUUCGACCUUUUGCCACUACUUAGAGUCUCGGAAACUUUCGUUGUGCUUUCCUAUGGACAAAUAAAAAUUUUAAAGACAUGUAUUUGUGUUAUAGACUCAUUUCUUCCACUGCUGUAAAACAUUUGUCAGAUAUUAAAGCUAUAUUAAUUUAAAAAUUGAGCAAGUGCUGCUCAGUUUUUGGAAACUAGGGAUUAAAUCUAGAUAUUGCGCGUUAAAUUUUGAGGCUGCACACAGAAAAAAAACAUUUUUUGAAGUGUAGAUUUACUUCAUAACUGACUUUAAGACUGAAUGUUGAUAAAUCCUCUACCUUUCAUGCAAAGCCCUCCUAAUGGGCCAUUUUAUAGUUGUGUACUUAGUUGCCACGUCUUUGAUUUGGAGUGAGGCUGAAGGUGACCUUGUUGUGAUAGAGACCAGUAUCUAGAAACGAUAAUAACAAAGUAGUUUGCAUUUAAAAGGCAGCAAUGUUUUUAUCAUAACAAGAUCACCCUUAAUCAUCGCUCUUGUUCAGAGGUUUGGGAACCAAGCACGCAAAUGUUAAAAUGGACUAUUACAUAUCAAUAUGUUCAGAAACAUAAUCUUUUUUGUUUUUUCCACAUUUGUAACCCUUAACAUAAAAAAAGAUUGACAAAAACAAUAGGAUCUUCUUGUCAUUGAGACUUCAGUCUGUCAGUGAAGUGAGAGACAAAUCCAUGGAGGAAAAAGAUCGUAUUACUCAUGACCACGGUAGUGCAAGUUCAGAUGAUGUCAAGAAAGUCAUAGAUCUCUAUAAUCGGGGAGAAAAAGCCAUAGAGUACCAGAACCUACAUCUAAAAAAAGCUAAAGAAGUAGGAGACAAGCAUGGAGAUGGUGAGGCUUAUGGCAAUCUUGGCAAUGCUUAUCACCGUCUGGGCGAUUUCAAAAAUGCCAUAGAGUACCACGACCUACAUCUUAAAAUAGCUAAAGAAGUAGGAGACAAGCAUGGGGAGGGUGUUGCUUAUGGCAAUCUUGGCAAUGCUUAUGACCGUCUGGGUGAUUUCAAAAUAGCCAUAGAGUACCACAACCUAGAUCUUAAAAUAGCUAAGGAAGUAGGAGACAAGCAUGGGGAGGGUAACGCUUAUGGCAAUCUUGGCAAUGCUCAUUUAAGUCUGGGCGAUUUCAAAAAAGCCAUAGAGUACCACAACCUACAUCUUAAAAUAGCUAAAGAAGUAGGAGACAAGCAUGGGGAGGGUGUUGCUUAUGGCAAUCUUGGCAAUGCUUAUGACCGUCUGGUUGAUUUCAAAAAAGCCAUAGAGUACCACAACCUACAUCUUAAAAUAGCUAAAGAAGUAGGAGACAAGCAUGGGGAGGGUAACGCUUAUGGCAAUCUUGGCAAUCCUUAUUUUAGUCUGGGUGAUUUCAAAAAAGCCAUAGAGUACUACAACCUACAUCUUAAAAUAGCUAAAGAAGUAGGAGACAAGCAUGGGGAGGGUAACGCUUAUGGCAAUCUUGGCAAUGCUUAUCACCGUCUGGGUGAUUUAAAAAAAGCCAUAGAGUACCAAAACCUACAUCUUAAAAUAGCUAAAGAAGUAGGAGACAAGCAUGGGGAGGGUGGUGCUUAUGGCAAUCAUGGCAGUGCUUAUCACCUUCUGGGUGAUUUCAAAAAAGCCAUAAAGUACCACAACCUACAUCUUAAAAUAGCUAAAGAAGUAGGAGACAAGCAUGGGGAGGGUAACGCUUAUGGCAAUCUUGGCAAUGCUUAUUUUAGUCUGGGUGAUUUAAAAAAAGCCAUAGAGUACUACAACCUACAUCUUAAAAUAGCUAAAGAAGUAGGAGACAAGCAUGGGGAGGGUAACGUUUAUGGCAAUCUUGGCAAUGCUUAUCACCGUCUGGGUGAUUUCAAAAAAGCCAUAGAGUACCUGAACCUACAUCUUAAAAUAGCUAAAGAAUUAGGAGACAAGCAUGGGGAGGGUAACGCUUAUGGCAAUCUUGGCAAUGUUUAUGGCCGUGUGGAUGAUUUCAAAAAAGCCCUAGAGUACCACAACCUACAUCUUAAAAUAGCUAAAAAAGUAGGAGACAAGCAUGAGGAGGGUGGUGCUUAUGGCAAUCUUGGAAAUGCUUAUGACAAUCUGGGUGAUUUCAAAAAAGCCCUAGAGUACCACAACCUAUAUCUUAAAAUAGCUAAAGAAGUAGGAGACAAGCAUGGGGAGGGUAACGCUUAUGGCAAUCUUGGCAAUGCUUAUGACGGUCUGGGUGAUUUCAAAAAAGCCAUAGAGUACCACAACCUACAUCUUAAAAUAGCUAAAGAAGUAGGAGACAAGUAUGGGGAGGGUGUUGCUUAUGGCAAUCUUGGCAAUGCUUUUGACCGUCUGGGUGAUUUCAAAAAAGCCUUAGAGUACCACAACCUACAUCUUAAAAUAGCUAAAGAAGUAGGAGACAAGCAUGGGGAGGGUGUUGCGUAUGGCAAUCUUGGCAAAGCUUACUUUAGUCUGGGUGAUUUCAAAAAAGCCUUAGAGUACCACAACCUACAUCUUAAAAUAGCUAAAGAAGUAGGAGACAAGCAUGGGGAGGGUGCUGCUUAUGGCAAUCUUGGCAAUGCUUAUCUUAGUCUGGGUGAUUUCGAAAAAGCCAUAGAGUACCACAACCUAAUUCUUAAAAUAGCUAAAGAAGUAGGAGACAAGCAUGGGGAGGGUAGUGCUUAUGGCAAUCUUGGCAAUGCUUAUUUUAGUCUGGGUGAUUUCAAAAAAGCCAUAGAGUACCACAACUUAGAUCUUAAAAUAGCUAAAGAAGUAGGAGACAAAUUAGGAUGGGUUUUUGAGUGGCAAGGUGGACUGCCAAAAGCCGUUGAACAUUACCAAGCUAGCAUAAACUUAUUAAAUUCCUUGAGAGUACUUCUAAUAUCUAAAGAUGAGUGGAAAGUUAAUUUUCGAAAUCAGCAUCAAGUGGCGUAUACGGGUUUGUGGAGAGUUCUCGUAGAACAAGGUAAUGUAGAUGAGGCCUUAUUUGAUGCUGAGAAAGGACGAGCUCAAGCUCUGACCGACCUCAUGGAAUCCAGUUUUUGUGGUGGAACAAGUCACCACAAGGGAGAAGAUGAAGAUUGCGCAGUUUUAAAAAACGUUCCAUCAAACACUGUCUUUCAGGCAGUGGACCAUGUCUUUCAGGCAGUCUAUCUUUGGGUUGUGUCCGAAGGAAAACAAGUUCAGUUAAGACAAAGUAAACUCAAAGGUUUUGUUUCAGAGAAUAGUGGAUCUAGCCUGUCCUUUGAGGUGUUCAUGCUCGGUGUCUAUACACAACUUGGUGUUCGUUCUAAUGUGAGAUGCGAGAAUCGAUCUUUAGAUGCUUUGAGGGAGGGCUGUUCAAAAGUGGAUGAGAAAACCAAAGAAGCCAAGCCUCAACCUCACAUCCAACAAGACGGAUGCUUGAGCACUUUGUAUGAUAUCGUUAUGAAGCCGGUGGCUGACUUGAGUGAAGGGGAUGAGCUACUCAUUAUUCCUGAUGGACCCCUGUGGAUCGCUCCUUACGCUGCAUUGAAGGAUGGUUAUUCUAAAUACCUGUGUGAAUCGUUCACAAUCCGAGUCGCUCCAUCGUUAGCAAGUCUUAGACUCAUUGGCGAUUGCCCAGAUGAUUAUCACAAAAGCAGUGGUGCGUUACUUGUAGGAGAUCCGUGGUUAUCCGAGGUUACUAACAGCGAGGGAAAGAAAGUCUUCGAGCAGCUUGAGUAUGCUAAAAAAGAAGUAGAAAUGAUCGGAAAAAUUCUGAAUAUCACGCCAAUCACUGGCAGUCAGGCCACGAAACGUGAGGUGUUGAAAAGACUCAGUUCCGUUUCCCUAGUUCACUUUGCGGCACACGGAUGUAUGGAAACUGGUGAAAUUGCUCUUACACCUGACCCAGUCCGAAUAUCUACUGUGCCAACUGAGGAGGAUUACAUUUUAACAAUUGGAGAUGUGUUGAAUGCACAACUUCGGGCCAAACUUGUUGUGCUUAGUUGCUGCCACAGCGGCCGGGGCGAGAUCAAGGCUGAAGGUGUGGUUGGCAUUGCGCGCGCUUUUAUGGGGGCUGGUGCUCGGUCUAUUGUGGUGUCCCUGUGGGCGAUUGAUGACGAGGCUACUCUUGAGUUCAUGAAAUACUUUUAUCAACAACUUGCAGGAGGUAAACCAGCAAGCGAGUCACUGAACCUGGCCAUGAAAAGCCUCAGAGAAUCAGACAAGUUCUGCGACAUCAAACACUGGGCGCCCUUUUUGCUGAUUGGAGAUGACGUCACUCUUGACUUCAAGGCAAAGGAAAGAGAAAAUUUGAAUAUGAAAUCACAUAAAUGA
This is a messenger RNA of Pocillopora meandrina, 4937 nucleotides long. Lineage: Eukaryota; Metazoa; Cnidaria; Anthozoa; Scleractinia; Pocilloporidae. The record is from the annotation of a GenBank genome assembly.